Molecule: messenger RNA, 1536 nt
Organism: Neohortaea acidophila
Lineage: Eukaryota; Fungi; Ascomycota; Dothideomycetes; Mycosphaerellales; Teratosphaeriaceae
Exons: 1
Source: RefSeq, a predicted model, not a curated record
CCACGCCACUUCUCGCAGACCUCGCGCAUCCUGCUCCUCUCGCGCCACAGCCUGCGACCUCAGCUGCCCUACCUCUCGCAGCCCGCACUCUACCGCCAACAACCCCUGAUCAACUACCAAAUCAAUCGCCUCCUCUCCGCCGAGACGACUUCUCGUUUCCGAGACCAGGUCUUCCUCACCGCCAAAUGGCUCGCCAUCGUCUGGGCCUUCAUUUUCGCCGGCUCGCUGGCCGUCACGGCCGUCCUCAUUGAACUGCAAGAACGCAAGAAUCCAACCCCGGCCGAAUGGCGGUUUUGGACGAGACAGGCUCUCAGGGAUGCGAGGGAGGAAGCGAAUGCAGUGAAAGAGCAGGACAAGGUUGCCAUCGACUGGGCCGCAGCAGGUGGCCAUUUCAGAAACUGCCUCAAACGAUUGGAGGACGCCGAUGUCGAUGGAAACGGACUAUUCCCUGUAGGAGGGACAGAAGAUGGGCUGGGCGCGGAGGAGAUUUUGAUCCCUGGUGUUGGCAAGGCGGGGUUUGAUAUCACGCGCAAGAGCUACGAAUGGCGCACAUGCUACUUCGAAGUGCUUAUGGGAUGUGGCCUGGCCGCCGAGCAUCUGGAUGGAAUGAUGGUCGAUCUCACCCGCAAGUUCGUCUUCCCGCGCUCUAUGGUGGUUGGCCCAAGCAACCCGGACCCCCGUCCCGUGCCUUCGUUCAUGGGCCACGGCAUUGCACCACUGGAGGAGAAUUGCGAGCCUGCGUACCCUGCGCCUGAAACGUACUACAUGCGCAUUUUGACGGGCAAAGGCUUCACAACCAAACAGAAGCUGCAGGCUGCGGAGGCGUACGCGAACUGGCUGGAUUACAAGGGAUUGCCGGCGAGUGCGGAGGAGAUGUACCGCUGGGCCAUCGACAUCAGCAAAGCCGCCAUGCCUGUACCCGCCGGAGUCGUCUUGGAUGAGACUACGAACGUCUUGAAGGAAGAUGCAGGAAAAGAGGCAACACCGAACCUGUUGAGAGCCACAACCGCUCUCGCCAUUCAUCACGCGAGGACCGGGAACGUCUCAGCCGCCUUGCCCAUGCUGCUCUCUAUCUUGCGCGCUCGCAGAGACGCUCCUGUCUCCCCUACCCCAUACUCUUCGCGCUUUGACUCGGACGCGGACACGAAGUCACGGACAGACAUUGGACAGGGCAUCGCUUUCGUUCGCAAUGUAUUCCGCUCGGCUCAGUUUGCUGAUCCCCCGGCGUCUGGCGAUGAGCCUCUCACGCGGCCAAGUCCGCGACCCAUCUGCGAGGAGAGCGAAAUCAUGCUUUAUAUAGGCGAGAUCAUCUUCGCCAACGAUGACAACGAUCAAAGGAAGUCCGAAGGCCUGGGCUGGACCCGUCAGGCCGUGCGGAUAGCAGAGAUGAGUCUUGAAGACCCCGAAAUGCAGCUUGCCGAGAAGAGGAAGUGCAGAGAGUGCUUGCUUGCCGGCGUACAGAACCUGGAAACCAUGCUUCGCCAGCUCUCGGUGCGCCAGAAGACUACGGCUGCCAGAGAAGGCGGCAGAAGUGGC